This is a messenger RNA of Acanthosepion pharaonis, 966 nucleotides long. The record is from the annotation of a GenBank genome assembly. Lineage: Eukaryota; Metazoa; Mollusca; Cephalopoda; Sepiida; Sepiidae.
AUGUCUCUUUCCGAUCAUACCUUUUUAGCUAUUUGUCAAGCUCACUUGGGCAAUCAUGACAUUUUUUAUUGUCCUUCUUUACCUAGGUGUCAUGCGUCAUGGUCUUUGGGGCGAUCAUGUCACUUUCGAUCCUUCUUCCUUACCUAUGUUUCAUGCUCGCUUAGACAAUCAAAUCUCUUUGCAAUUCUCCUUCCUUACCUAGGUGUCAUUCUCGCUUGCGCAAUCAUGUCUCUUUUCGAUCCUGCUUCCUCAUCUAGGUGUCAUGCUUGCUUGCGAAAUCACUUCUUUUAUCGAUCCUCCUUCCUUACUUAUGUGUCAUGCUCUCGUCAUGCUCGCUUAGGCGAUAUUGUCUCUUUUCGAUUCUCCUUUCUUACCUACGUUUCAUGCUCAGUUGGGCAAGCAGGUCUCCGUCUGCUCCUCCUUCCUUACCUCGAUGUAAUGCUCGCUUGGACAAUCAAGUCUUUUUACGAACCAUAUUCCUUACCUAGGUGUCAUGCUCCCUUGGACAAUCACGUCUCUUUUCGAUCCUCCGUCCUUACCUGGGUGCCAUGCUCGUUUGGGCAAUCAUGUCUAUUUUCGAUCCUUCUUCCUAACCUAGGCUUCAUGAUCGCUUGGGCGAUAAUGUCUCUUUUUGAUUCUCCUUACUUACCUGAGUAUCAUCUCGCUUGGGCGUCAUGCUCGAUUGGGCAGCCAUGCCUCUUUUCGAUCCUCCUUCAUUCCCCAGGUUUAAUAAUCGAUGCAUGCUUGCGCGAUCAUGUCUCUUUUCUCUCCUCCUUUGUUAAAAAAUGCCAGGCGUUAUUCUCGCUUGGGCUAUCUUGUCCUUAUUCUAUCCUCCUUACUUCCAAAUAUGCCAUGCGUGAUGCUCGCUUUGACGAUCGUGUUUCUUUUUCUAUCUUGCUUCCUUCCGCAGGUUCCUUGCCUAAUUCUCCUUUAAGCGAUCAGGAUGUUUUUUUUUAUCAUCCCUAA